AUGUCUUGGUUCAAGAAGGCCAUACUACGGGCCAGUGAUACUUCUGUGGGACGUUCCCUGAGUCCAUCUCCUCCAGAACACCGAAUAUCACGUCCAGUCUCUUACAUAAGACCUUCAGGAAAGCAGAUCAUCCCAGCAGAUUCCAUUGUUUCAAAUAAAACACUUGGAGAAGGAGAAUUUGGAGUAGUACAACAAGGAAUAUGGACGACUGAAAAUGAUGAAAAAGUUCAAGUUGCCAUAAAAUGUUUGAGUCGGGAUCGCAUGCAAAAUGGGGUCCCAGAAUUUUUAAAAGAAGCCAACAUUAUGCAAACAAUUGACCAUGAGAAUAUUGUACGUAUGUUUGGUGUUGUCCUUGACAAAGACAAUACAAUGAUGUUGGUGACUGAAUUGGCACCAAUGCGUUCUCUCCUUGAGUGCCUGAAAGAACCUUCAUUACGACUUGACUUCCCUAUUCCUCGGCUUUGUGAUUUUGCUCAGCAAAUCUGUGAUGGAAUGGCUUAUCUAGAAAGUAAGCGUCUCAUUCACAGAGAUUUAGCAGCUCGAAAUAUUCUAGUAUUUAGUAAGAACAAGGUGAAAAUUAGUGAUUUUGGUUUGUCGCGAGCUCUUGGGGUUGGUAAAGAUUACUACCAAAGCAAUUUUACUAUCAACCUCAAGCUGCCCAUUGCUUGGUGUGCCCCUGAAUGCAUCAAUUAUCUGAAGUUUACGUCAGCCAGUGAUGUUUGGUCCUAUGGUGUAACUUUAUGGGAGAUGUUCACUUAUGGAUUCCAGCCUUGGGCUGGAAUGACUGGACAGCAGAUUCUUGAAGCUGUUGAUCAACCUAAUUGCCAGCGUUUAGAUCGCCCAGAUCUAUGCCCAAGGGAUUACUAUGAACUGAUGAAAAAAUGUUGGGAAGAUGAUUCAAAAGAUCGACCCACUUUUAGCGAGAUUUUCAUGAAACAUCCACAGAUGCGCCCUACAAUGGUAAAAGCUGUGGCAGACUUCCCUGAUGAAACUGUUCCCAAAGAUUACCUGAAUUAUAAGGCUUAUGAUGUGAUUAUUGUUUUAGAUAAGAACCCUGACAAUGCUCCCUCAAAAUUAUUCUGGAAAGGAGCACUGGAUACAGGAAAAUGUGGAUUGUUUGAUGCCACCAAUACUAUACCGUUUAUUGAGCCAAAGACAAGCCCAAUUGAACUGCCACGUACCACAUUGUCUAGAAAAGAAUCAAGUCGAAAAUCUGGGCGAAAGCUCCGUGCAGACAUGAUCAGUGGCCCCAAAGAUGAUCUUCGUCAUACGGGCCAUAUUGGCUAUGAUGGUGCAGUGUUUGGUGACAUUCCUUUUAUUGGAGAGAAUUAUGAUAAACUUCCAGUAAAAAUUUCAAGUCCAGGUAAACUGACAGAAGAAAGUCGUGGUGCAUCAAUAUCUCUGCCCAAAUUUGCUGAAGGUAGCCCUGCACGUGACCGGAUCAUUAGGAACAGUCAAUCAGAUAUUUCUCUUAACCAAGAUUUACUUCGAGCUGGGACCAAUGGAUAUGGUAACACAUGGCCAAGUCGUGAUUCUCUGGAGAGCAGCUCAACCAUUCGAACAGAUGGAUCAAGGGAUGAUCUACCUUAUCGGGACUUUGAGGAAAUUGAUGAUGAUUUUGGUGGAUUCAAAGUUCCAGAUCUUACUAGUUCUUUAGAUUUUGGUCCAUCUCUUAUGGAUGAAGUUAUGAAAGCACUCCAAGACAAGGAAGAAGAAACAACUGUAAAAACCUCUAAAGAGAGUAGUACACCACCAACAGCCCAAAAAAUUGAAGACCAAGCACCAAUUGCUACAGCAGAAGAUGAUGAUGAUGAUGAAGUUGAGCGUAAUUCUAUUUCAGCUCUGUCACCAACCGAUAAAAGCCCUUUGAUUCCUCCUCAGGUUCCUAUAAUGCCCUCUCGGGAAACAAAACCUGAGCCAAGAAAGCAAGCAAAAGUAAAACCAAUGUCGGCUCAUGAUGAGAAAAUGAUAAAUAAUGCCAUUGCUCUGGCAAAUGAAUUUGCCAUGCAGUGCAAUAAAAAUGACAUGGAAGGUGAACCAACAAGCCCCAAAUCUGAUAGCGGACCAGAAUCUCCUAAACUUAUGCAAAAACUGAAAAUGUCUAUCAAACGUAGUCCAAAGCAAGACCGCAAGAAGACAUUUUCUGAAGAAAUUGCAAUCAAAGCUGAUUUGAAUGAGGACUUACCUCCUGAGUCGCAAGAAGCUUAUAACAUUUUAGUAAUGCGUGGCUCUGUUAGUGACAAGGAACCCAAAUCUCCUCCCCCACCACCUCGUGAUACUGAUCAGCCAGAUGUUUCAGUCACAUCUCCUGUUAAACCUGAACUAACCACAUUCUCUUCAAAUGCUGCUACUACCCUUACAAAGAAGGAUCCUGAAAUUAAACCAUUGAGCAAAUCCCGAGCUGCAAUGUCAAAAAUAGAACCACCACCUAUUCCAAAGCCUCGUCCAGAACAUAGAGUAGAACCCACUCCUCGGGUGGAUUCUAUAUCCAAAAUGGAAAUUUCGAAGCCGGAAAUUUCAAAGCCGGAAAUUUCAAAGCCAGAAAUUUCAAAGCCAGAAAUCUCGAGGCCAGAAAUUUCAAAGCCCGAAAUCACAAGGCCUGAAAUCUCAAGACCAGAGUUGCCUCCCAAACCAGACCUUGUUCCACGAAUGGAACAUCUAAAAGAGGCUCCACCAUUACCAGAUAAUCCUCCUAGAACAGACCAUCUGACAAGACUGGAGCAUAAAAAUGAUGAUAUUGGAAAACCAGAACCUACUCAAAGAACAGAUUCCUUGAUUAAAUCUGAUGUAUUAGCUAAACCAGACAUUAUGGGCAAACCUGAACUUAAGCUAGAUUCCUUCAAAUCAGAAUCUACUACUUCUAAGCUGGAUCAUCUUCCGAAAUCUGAAUUGCCUAGCAGGAUUCCACAUCCAAGCAAAAUACCACCCCACUCUUUCAGAAAAGAAUCACCACCCAGAAUAGAGCACUUGACUAGGUCAGAGGCGAUUUCUCGCCCUGAAAUUCAAAAUCGAACAGAACCUGUGGCCAGAAUGGAUGUGCCACCUCCACCACCCCCAACAGCUAUUCCCAAAGCAGAUCCAGUUGUUGAGCGAGCCCAUAGUGUGGACAGAGAAAAUGGUCAUUAUAGUCUUGGUAGUGACUCCUACUCAUUCAGUAAAGAGUCAUCUCCAGCAUCUAGUUCAGAACGAUCUGCUGAGGAGAAGGAUCUGGAUUCUGAAGCCAAGGAUAGGGCGCGGUGGACAAGGAAGAAGAACUGCGAGGAAAUAGAAGCUAUACGUAAAUUAUUUUGUAAUGAGGUUUCUGAGGUAGACUGUCGACAAGCACUAGAAGAGACCAAAUGGAAUAUUGAAAGCGCUAUCAAGUACAUUAAACUGAAGCAGCUUAUAAGUACAGGUUUGGCCGAUGUGAACCGCUGCAAAGAGGCUCUCAUGAAAUGUAAUUGGGAUGUGGAGCAGGCAGCUGACCACCUCCUGGUCCAUCCUAAGGUCAGCCCUGAAUGUGUUGAUGUCUAA
Molecule: messenger RNA, 3513 nt
Organism: Acanthosepion pharaonis
Lineage: Eukaryota; Metazoa; Mollusca; Cephalopoda; Sepiida; Sepiidae
Source: the annotation of a GenBank genome assembly